Molecule: messenger RNA, 1167 nt
Organism: Penicillium angulare
Lineage: Eukaryota; Fungi; Ascomycota; Eurotiomycetes; Eurotiales; Aspergillaceae
Product: actin-related protein 2
Exons: 6
Coding region: 1-1167 (388 amino acids)
Biological process (GO): Arp2/3 complex-mediated actin nucleation
Cellular component (GO): Arp2/3 protein complex; actin cortical patch
Molecular function (GO): actin filament binding
Source: RefSeq, a predicted model, not a curated record
AUGGCGGAAAUGCCCAUUGUCCUCGACGGAGGAACCGGUUUCCUCAAGGUCGGCUAUGCAGGCCAGAAUUUCCCAGAGCACCAAUAUCCCUCCAUAGUGGGGCGGCCCAUCUUGCGAACGGAGGAGCAAGCUGGUGACAUCGUUGUGAAGGAUAUCAUGUGCGGAGAUGAAGCUGCCGCCGCUCGAUCAAUGCUUCAGAUUAGCUACCCGAUGGAGAAUGGUAUUGUUAAGAAAUGGGACGACAUGCAACAUCUCUGGAACUAUACCUUUUACGACAAGAUGAACAUCGACCCCACAGGUCGCAAGAUCCUCCUCACCGAGCCUCCUAUGAACCCACUUAAGAACCGUGAGCAGAUGGCCGAAGUCAUGUUGGAGGGAUACAACUUUGGAGGCGUCUAUGUGGCGAUCCAGGCGGUGCUGGCACUGUAUGCCCAGGGUCUGAGCAGUGGCGUGGUCGUCGACUCCGGUGAUGGUGUGACCCACGUCAUUCCCGUUUACGAGUCAACCGUCUUGAACCACCACAUCCGCCGGUUGGAUGUUGCUGGUCGCGACGUUACCCGUAACCUGAUCGCCCUUCUCCUGCGCCGUGGAUAUGCGCUGAACCGAACUGCCGAUUUCGAGACCGUCCGUCAGAUCAAGGAGAAGCUGUGCUACGUUUCCUAUGACCUCGAGCUUGACAAGAAGCUUUCGGAGGACACCACUGUUCUGGUUGAGUCUUACACCCUUCCCGACGGACGUGUUAUUCGUGUCGGUAGCGAGCGAUUUGAGGCUGCUGAGUGUUUGUUCCAGCCUCACUUGGUCGACGUGGACCAGCCUGGUAUAGCUGAAAUGGUCUUCAACACAAUCCAGGGCACCGAUGUCGAUGUCCGAUCCAGCCUUUACAAAGCAAUUGUUCUUAGUGGUGGUAGCAGCAUGUACCCUGGUCUGCCCUCUCGAUUGGAGAAGGAGAUCAAGCAACUUUGGCUCACUCGCGUCCUGGGCGGGAACCCAGAGCGUCUUAACAAAUUCAAGGUCCGCAUUGAAGAUCCCCCACGACGAAGACACAUGGUCUUCCUGGGUGGUGCCGUCCUUGCCAACCUGAUUGCCGACAAGGAUGAUAUGUGGGUGUCUAAGCAGGAGUGGCAGGAACAGGGAGCCCGCGCUCUCGCAAAACUCGGCCCACGAUAA